GUGGUGAGCGGCAGUGGUGAGCGGCUUCACAGGAAGGAUCCACUGUAUGAAUGGUUUCCGACAUGUCUGAGCAGAGGACGCUUAACGUUAACAGUAAGGUGCACUCUGGUUGACAUAAAUGUUGCGCAUAGCGAAAGUUGAAAAUGUGUUAAGACACCCGUGCGGUUGUAGAUCUGAUGAUAAGAUAAAGAGAUACGAUAAUGUCGGAGUCACUCUGAAUGUAGCAUAAGCUAGCUGAAGCUAACCGAGCUAGCUGCGCUGUUGAUGAUGACAACUGCAGAGGGAGAGAUGCUGAGAAGACAAGGAAGGUGUGUCACAGAUGUGAGCCGACUUUGACAAGCCAGCGGGCUUCCAGUAGCCAUGAAAGAGGAAUGUGCAGGUCCGUCUUUGUUCGAGGACCUGGAUUUUCCCACAACAGACUCCUCCCUGUUCUCCGACAGCUCCACACCUAUCGCUCAGCUGCACGGAGAAAUCACAUGGCGACGUCCACAGGAGAUCUGCCAGUCUCCAUCUCUCUUCCCCACCAACGCUAACCUGGCUCAUGCUAAACAGGGACUGUUGGGUGACUGCUGGUUUCUCUGUGCGUGCACCUUCCUGCUCAAGAACCAGCAUCUUUUAGACAAGGUGUUUCCUCCUGGCCAGCCCCAGUGGGGUAGCAGCAAGUACAGGGGCUCCUUUCAGUUUCUCAUCUGGCAGCAGGGCCACUGGACAGAGGUGACCGUCGAUGACCGUCUCCCCUGCAUGAAUUCCUGUCUCUGUUUCUCACGCUGCCACUCCCCUUCUGCGUUUUGGAUUGCUUUGUUGGAGAAGGCCUAUGCCAAGCUACAUGGUUCAUACGAGCAGCUCUGGGCCGGACAGGUGUCGGAGGCCCUUGUGGACCUGACCGGUGGUGUCGCUGAGCGCUGGAGCCUGAGGGAGUUUGGUUCAGAUGAGGAAGAACGGCAAGCAGAGCAGGACAGUGACCAAAUCAGGAGGAAAAAGCUGGACCUGAACCUCCUGUGCUGUGUGAAAGAAGAAUGUGCAUUGAGCUGCUCCACCCACAGCUCUCCUGGAGGACUCAGCGAGCUGGAUCAGCACCACGCUCUGACUGUGAUGGAGUGGUUGGAUGUGAGGAAGGUGUCAGGGAGUGAAGUGCGGCUGCUCAGGAUCAGAAAUCCAUGGGGACGAUGCUGCUGGGCAGGUGCUUGGACUUGGAGCGGAAUUGGUUGGAGUUUCCUCGACCCAGUUUGCGCUGCAGAGCUGCGAGACCGAACAGCACAGGGUGAAUUCUGGCUAGAUGAGGCCGAGUUUAAGUCUCAGUUUGAUGACAUCACAGUGGGAUAUCCAAUUGGCAAAGAUGGACUCUUGAAGAGUGUUUACACAGGAACCCUUCUCACACACAGCCACCAGCUGGCUAGCCGGUGGAUCAAAGGCCACUCUGCUGGCGGAAGCCGAAACACCAGCAGCUACAGCAGCAAUCCCAAGUUUUGGCUCAAAGUGUGUGAGACAGGAGAGGUUCUCGUAUCCUUGCUGCAGCAUCGAAAACGCAGGAACAGAGAAAAAUACACACCAACGGACCCGGAGGAGAGCAGUAACACAAAGCACCAGCAUUACCAAGCUAUUGCUCUACAUAUGUGGAAGGUGGAAAAGAAGCGUUUUAGUCUGAGUCGGAUGUUAAACAAACCGCCUUGUGCUUCUACUCACUGCCAUUCCUACGAGAGAGAGGUGGUCCUGUGCCGGCCGCUGGAGCCUGGAUACUACCUCCUCAUUCCCAGCACCUACCAGCCAGGAGCCGAGGCCCGCUUUCUCAUCCGGGUCUUUUCCUCCUCCCCCACAUCACUCAGUGCCCUAAAAAGCCCAGCGCCCUCACUGCCACUGACAUCGGAUGGUGAGUGGGAGACCAGCUUCUUCCGUGGCUCGUGGAUAGAAGGAAGGACAGCAGGAGGAAGCAGGAACUUCCCGUCGUACUGGAAGAACCCCUGCUUCCCUUUUGCAGUGUGUGAUGAGCCAGCACUGACAUCUGGAGUUAAUGUCAGGAUUACUCUGCACCAGAGCCGCCCUGACACCGAUUUGCAUCCCAUUGGUUUCCACGUUUACAAGGUACUACAGGUGGAGUCAGAACAGACGGCAGCCAAAGAAAAGGAUCCUGUGGCCAGCUGCAUCCCGCACUGUUACACGCAGGAUGUCAGUCUGGCCUGCACUCUUCCUCCUGGAUCCUACACCGUAGUGCCGUCCACUUAUCAGCCCGACUGCUCAGCAAAGUUUAGAAUCAUCCUCGUUAGAAGAAUACACAGGAAAGUGGUGAAAAGUCAGGAAAAGCUCGGGAGUGCCGUUCAUGAGGUCUCUCACAUCUCUGUGAUGAAAACCUAGUUCCCUGGGACUGACGUAAGCCCACCACCCCGUGCUUCUUGGCCCACGAUGAAACACCCGUUUCCACCGUCAGCGUCGACCACAGAAAGCAUGACUGUGUUUGUGUUUGUAUAUAUGGACCAUGAGCGGCUGGCCAGGCAGGGGCACAAACCACAGGGGUCUCUGUACAUCUCCACAAUCAUCUGUGAUUAGGACAUCAGAGGUUGUCGGUGGGCUGGGCUGCUAAUGAAGUAUGACGGGACUGGCUGGUGUAAACAAACAGCGGCAACUGAAGAAUACCGCCACUGCUCUCGCUCAUUCACUCACUGGUGCGCCCGCCGGUCCAGAACAAAGAGUCCUCUCAUGAGGGUCCACACAGAGGCAUGGGGGGCAAGGGGAGCGGGGAUGGUCUGCGGUAGCAGAGCCAACCAAACUGCACAACACUAAACCAAACCAAGCCAUACCAACCUAGAAUUUUCCAGACAUUCCUUCCCCUGCAUACAUUAUUGCAAUGUUUGUCAAGAGGCAAAUACUGCUUUGACCAUCAUUUUACAUCAAAACGAUUAAAACUUUGAGCCAAACCCAGAGAAGUCUACCUAGUUCCCAUCCUCACCCUUCACCUCCUUUUUAGUCCCUUAUACUCGGUCCAAAGAUCUUGCUGGACCUGAACAGAGCCACUGUUUGAAGUUGCCGCAAGAACAGAGGACAAGCAAAGGGGAUGAAACGAGAAACACGGCACAUCAGAGGAUGCCAGUUCAAACAACGAGGCCGCCAGUUCUCUUUUCUUCUAUUGAGGCUGUGCAUGUGCGGUGGUGUGUGUCCAUCUGCUCGUACCCAUCCAUAUCUGUGCGCUGAAGUCACCAGACUUCUGAUCGCUUCAGCCAGAGGGUCUGCACACUUUUACAUAAACAGGAUCUCAUUGACCAGUGGUACUUUGUUGUAUACUAGCCAUUUAUCAUAUUUGGAUAAAUUAAAUAAAAUGUUAAACUGAA
Molecule: messenger RNA, 3320 nt
Organism: Gambusia affinis (western mosquitofish)
Lineage: Eukaryota; Metazoa; Chordata; Actinopteri; Cyprinodontiformes; Poeciliidae
Gene: capn10
Product: calpain 10
Exons: 13
Coding region: 361-2349 (662 amino acids)
Biological process (GO): proteolysis
Cellular component (GO): cytoplasm
Molecular function (GO): calcium-dependent cysteine-type endopeptidase activity
Source: RefSeq, a predicted model, not a curated record